AAGCUAAACAUUUUAGUGCCAAUCUAAACUUUGACAGAGAAAAGUAGAACAAAUUGUCAUUUCAACCACAGUUAAAAAUGUCAGAAAGGAGCAACAAAGAAGAAAACCAGCCUGGACCUGCCCCUAAUGAUACAGACUCUAAGGAGCCAAUCAAAAUGAAGAUUUUCAAUGACUCUAUUCAUGGUCAUAUUGAAUUGCAUCCCCUGCUGGUGAAGAUCAUAGACACACCUCAGUUUCAGAGACUGCGUAAUAUAAAACAGCUGGGAGGAAAAUAUUUGAUCUUUCCUGGGGCUUCUCACAAUCGCUUUGAACAUUCUCUUGGAGUGGCACAUUUAGCUGGAUGUCUGGUGAAGAGUCUGAGAGACAAUCAACCUAAGCUUGGCAUUACCAAAUCCGAUGUCCUGUGUGUUGAAAUUGCUGGCUUGUGUCAUGACUUGGGUCAUGGCCCAUUGUCUCAUUUAUUUGAUGGCAAAUUAUUUAUCCCUAAGACCAUGGAAAAGGAAGGAUGGACUGAUGAGGAAUGUAAAAAGCUUGAGACGUGGACGCAUGAGGAAAUGUCAGUUAAAAUCUUCAAAGACAUUGUGAAAACUUUAGAGGAGGAUUUUAAAAAAUAUGAACUGGAUGUUCCUAAAGAUUAUCUAUUCAUUGGGGAAUUAAUUCAAGGAAAGGGAACUUCUGGUGAGGAGGACUUACCAAGAGCUAAGGAAAAGUCCUUCCUGUAUGAGAUUGUGGCAAACGAACAAAACAAGAUUGAUGUGGACAAAUGGGACUAUUUUGCACGAGACUGUCAUCAUCUGGGCAUUUCAAACAGCUUUGACCAUCUGAGACUGCUGAAGCUUGCACGAGUGUGCAAGUGUGAGGAUGGAAAGGAACACAUCUGCUUCAGGGACAAGGAGGCAGACAAUGUUUAUGACAUGUUUCGGACCCGGUACACUCUGCAUCGCCAAGCAUACCAGCACAAGAUUGGCAACAUCAUUGAAAAGUUGUUUAAAGACGUGCUUGUGGAAGCUGAUGACGUGUUGAAAAUUUCACAAACUAUAAUUUCUGGCACUGUUGAUGACUACAUCAAGCUCACAGACAACAUCUUUGAACAGAUCAUGUACUCCUCAGACCCAUUGCUAAAAAAUGCCCAGGACAUCCUGAAGAAAAUUGCCAAUAGAAAACUACCAAAGUUUGUGGGUGAAGCUCGAAUAACAGAUGAAAUUAAAUCAAAGACAGGAACUGAUCCAAGAAGUACUAUGGAAGGAAACUGGAAAAAAGCCAUAGAAAACAACAGUUCUCUGAAGAAGGAAUCUUUCUUAGUAUAUGUGGAUAAUCUGGAUCACAGCAUGAAGAGCAAAAACCCUAUUGAAAGUGUUUAUUUCUACAGUAAAUGGGACCACGGUAAAUGGGACCACAUCACAGCCUGCAAGGCUAAGACAUAUCAGAUGUCCAGUUUCCUGCCUGAGAACUUCAAUGAAGAGAUUGUUAGGGUGUACUUUAAAAACCCUGAUAUAGAAAGUACUGUGAUGAAGGAGGCAUUCACAUGCUUUUACAAGUGGUGUGAUUCAAAUUUUGGAUUCCUCUAA
Messenger RNA from Paramisgurnus dabryanus, 1568 nucleotides. NCBI's taxonomy places the organism in Eukaryota, Metazoa, Chordata, Actinopteri, Cypriniformes, Cobitidae. The record is from RefSeq and is a predicted model, not a curated record.